Messenger RNA from Perognathus longimembris pacificus (Pacific pocket mouse), 924 nucleotides. Its product is annotated as olfactory receptor 5B2-like. Gene Ontology annotation, biological process: sensory perception of smell; G protein-coupled receptor signaling pathway. Lineage: Eukaryota; Metazoa; Chordata; Mammalia; Rodentia; Heteromyidae. Gene Ontology annotation, molecular function: odorant binding; olfactory receptor activity; G protein-coupled receptor activity. The transcript has a single exon. Bases 1 to 924 code for a protein of 307 amino acids. The record is from RefSeq and is a predicted model, not a curated record. Gene Ontology annotation, cellular component: membrane.
AUGGAGAACAGGACAAAAGUUACAGAAUUUGUCCUUCUGGGAUUAACUGAUGAACCAGACCUGCAGGUCCCCCUCUUUAUCACCUUCCUCAUCAUCUACAUCAUCACACUGGUUGGGAACCUGGGAAUGGUCCUUCUGAUUGUCUUGGACUCUCAUCUCCACACCCCCAUGUAUUUCUUCCUUGGCAAUCUCUCUCUGGUGGAUUUUUGUUACUCCUCAGCUGUUACUCCAAAGGUCAUGGUUGGGCUGGUUAGAGGAGACAAGGUCAUUUCCUACAGUGCUUGUGCUACUCAGAUGUUCAUUUUUACAACCUUUAUUACUGUGGAAAACUACCUGUUGGCCGUAAUGUCCUAUGACCGCUAUGUAGCAGUGUGCAAGCCCCUCCAUUAUACUACCACCAUGACAACUAGUGUGUGCUUGUGUCUGAUCAUAGGAUCUUAUGCUGUUGGUUUCUUGAAUUCUUCCACUCACAUUGGGAAUACCUUCAGUCUUUCCUUUUGUGCAUCCAAUGUGGUCCAUCAUUUUUUCUGUGAUAUCCCAGCAGUUAUGGUUCUCUCUUGCUCUGAUAGACUGGUUAGUGAACUGGUCCUUAUUUACCUGGGGAUUUUUCAUAUCUUUUUUGCUCUCCUGAUUAUCUGGAUAUCCUACAUAUUCAUUUUUGUCACCAUCUGCAAGAUACAUGCAGGUGCAGGACAUCGGAAGGCUGUGUCCACCUGCUCCUCCCACUUCACUGCUGUCUCCAUCUUCUAUGGCACGAUCAUCUUCAUGUACCUACAGCCCAGCUCCAGUCACUCCAUGGACACGGACAAAAUCUCUUCUGUGUUUUAUAGUAUGGUCAUCCCCAUGCUGAACCCUGUGGUCUACAGCCUGAGGAACAAGGAGGUCAAGAAUGCAUUCACCAAGAUUAUCUUGAAGGCAAAAUAA